Molecule: messenger RNA, 615 nt
Organism: Sclerotinia borealis F-4128
Lineage: Eukaryota; Fungi; Ascomycota; Leotiomycetes; Helotiales; Sclerotiniaceae
Source: the annotation of a GenBank genome assembly
AUGUCUGCGCCGGAGGUAACACAGUUUGAUCUCUUGGCUUUCCAAUCUGCUCACUUCGGUGAUACCUCAACUGAACAUUUUGCACUUCAAUUUCUGGGUCCUGUACAGGAUACAUAUGAAGCAAUCGAUGACGAUGGUCUUGGGUACUACUCUGACGGAGUCAAAAGAACCCUGACUGAUGAACAAAUCGCGAUCUUUCGACAUUCCGAGAUUCAAACCAUUCUUCGAAAACGUAGGCAUGCCGAAGAGUCCAACCAGUCUGACGAUGAACGCGCUACAUCGGAAAUUCCCAAAACCGAUCAUUUAGAACAAGUCAAGGCAGAGGAAGAAGAUGGAGAGAUUGCCGAAAACUUUUCGCAUCCUGAGCCAAUCGGACCUGCGCGACCGAUCAAAAAGUCAAAGAAGGAACUGAAGAAAAUAAAGAAAGCUCAAGAAGCCAAGGAGAAAGGCUGGUUCAAACAAAAUAUCAAGCCCGACUUACGAAAGAGGACUUGGGAUAAAGUAGAAAAGUCUAUUGGGUCUCUCGCAUAUGAUGACGAUGAUGAGGGUGGUGGUAAUAGCCAUGCCUCAAGUUCAGCGCCGCAGAGAAGAAAGAUCUCUUACGAUGAUCCUUGA